AAGUGACCAUCAAUUUACUCAAACAAACACAACAAAAAUAAUGGUUCACCACAGAUCCAUUGUCAUUGCCAAGCAUGGAAACUUUUACUUAAUGUCCACAGCUGCACUCAGAAGGCUAUCCUUGAUGUCCUAAAUACUUCUGAGCAUCGCAUUCUAUGGAACAAUACUGUUGUUUUUGGUCGUGGCCAAGAAGUCAACUUUUUCAUAAAUGAUGAAGCCACUUCAAGGAAUCAUGUUGAAUUAGUUGGCCAUAUUUUGUCAGAUGGCCAAGCUUCGGUUUAUUAUUAGGAAUGCAAGCAGCAAAAAAUGAUUUACUUCAACCAGCAAAGAAUCAAAAGUAAUUCUAAAUGGAUUCAAUUAAGACAGGAGAUGAAAUAGCAAUUGCAGGCUUGGUGUUCACCAUUAAUAUCGUUCCUGGAACAUUUGAUGAUAUGUUUAUUAUUCAGUUUGAUUUGCCAAGGUUUAUGGAACAAGCAUUGUCAAUCCAUCUUACUCUAACAUCAAGUAUAAAACUUGCAACCAUGAGACAAAUGUUCUACCAGAAAUGCAAGUACCUGUUUCUCCCACAUCAAUGUUAUCACUAUCCACAGCCAUAUCCUAAUUUAGCAGAUCACACAAGGGAAACUCUAAGGGAAGAACCAAUUCACAUUGAAAUAUCAUUUGAAAUGGUUCAGAAUGCUUUCAAACCCUAUGAAGGAAAGGAAGGUUAUAUAGAUUUGGCCAAUUUACAAUACAUCGCUCGUGAGGUUGUUGGCGAAUGGAAAGAACUUGGUCGAGAACUGGGAUUGUUUGAUUGGCAGGUUAUAAUAAUAGACAAUGACUACAGAAAAAUUGCUGAAAAAAGCUAUCAAAUGUUGAAGACUUGGGUUUACUUGAAACCACAAACAACACUGAAAAUUUGGUUCAGCUUUGAAACAUUUAACGGUUGAACGCGGAGACCUGGCCGAAAAAUAUUGUAACAUCGCCGUGCAAAGCCGCGGCAAUAGCCACUUUUUAAAUAAUGGGUAUAAAAUUUUGUAUUUAAUGGAUUUUGUAAUUUUAUUCUAAAAUCUCUAAUUCUAGAUUUGAAGCAUUUU
Messenger RNA from Xenia sp. Carnegie-2017, 1076 nucleotides. RefSeq lists its product as uncharacterized. The coding region runs from base 348 to 929 and encodes 193 amino acids. Gene Ontology annotation, biological process: signal transduction. Gene Ontology annotation, molecular function: protein binding. The record is from RefSeq and is a predicted model, not a curated record. The transcript has 3 exons. Lineage: Eukaryota; Metazoa; Cnidaria; Anthozoa; Malacalcyonacea; Xeniidae.